Molecule: messenger RNA, 933 nt
Organism: Plodia interpunctella (Indianmeal moth)
Lineage: Eukaryota; Metazoa; Arthropoda; Insecta; Lepidoptera; Pyralidae
Product: cecropin-like
Exons: 3
Coding region: 672-857 (61 amino acids)
Biological process (GO): antibacterial humoral response
Cellular component (GO): extracellular region
Source: RefSeq, a predicted model, not a curated record
UCUCAAGCGUGAGCAGGAAAAUGCACUUGUGUAUAACCAUUGUUAUAUAAAUUUAUGUUAUCACUAUUUAGUCAUUAAUCGGAAUACGUAUGCAACCAAUACUCAACUAUGCUUCCUUACCUAUGUAACAUGCUUAUCUACAUUCAGAAAAAUAACAUAAGUACCUAGUAUUGUACCUGUUAAUCACUCUUAUUUAUCCUAUUAAAUAUUAUAAAUGCGAAAGUGUGUGUAUGUGUGUAUAUAUGUAUGUAUGCUUUUUACUCCCUUUCUCAUAAAAUCUACUGGACCGAUUGUUAUGAAAUUUGGUACACGAGUAGAAUAUAACCUGGAAUAACACAUAGGGUACUUUUUAUCCACACGAAGCCCCGGGGCGCAGCUGGUAAAUGAUAAAUCUAUGUACGAGUAUCUUUUGUUUAAUGGGUGUCCGGGAAUAACUACGUUAGGGACUUCCUGUGGUCCAGUUAAAUAGGACCUAAGCUAUUGCUUAACCAAUAUCGACCUUAUCACAAACGAAUACCGGCGAACUCAAGUUUUGAGAAGUCAUGCAAUAUGUUUUGGUUAUGGAUCGAUUAUAUAAUCUCUCGAAAAAUAACCAGCCAGCAUUCAUCGAUCAUUCGAUUUGAAUGCGUCGAACAGUUUGAGUUGAGAAUUAAGAUUUCUUAAUUUAAAAAAUGAAUUUUGCCAAGAUUCUGUUCUUUGUGUUCGCUUGUGUUUUAGCUCUGACGGCCGUGUCAGGCGCUCCAAGAUGGAAGGGAUUUAAGAAAAUUGAGAGAAUCGGCCAACAUGUUAGAGACGGAAUAAUCAAGGCUGGUCCUGCUGUGGGCGUAGUGGGAGCCGCGUCCGCCAUCACGGGCUAGUGGGCCACAGAUGAUGAAAGGAACUGCCAGUAUUAUAGUUUUGUUUUUUUUUUAAUAUAAGUACUUUUUUAAAGAA